Messenger RNA from Equus caballus (horse), 5133 nucleotides. RefSeq names its product VPS37B subunit of ESCRT-I (gene VPS37B). Gene Ontology annotation, biological process: protein targeting to vacuole; protein targeting to membrane; ubiquitin-dependent protein catabolic process via the multivesicular body sorting pathway. Lineage: Eukaryota; Metazoa; Chordata; Mammalia; Perissodactyla; Equidae. Gene Ontology annotation, cellular component: ESCRT I complex. The record is from RefSeq and is a predicted model, not a curated record.
AGGAAGGUGGCAACAGAUGUUCACUCAGAGCCAGUCUUCCUCACCAAAAAAACAAAUAAAAAGUGUGCCUGGGCCCCUCCUAGAGAGUUUGGCUGCUAUGGGGUUGGUCUGGGUAUUGGGGAUUUUGUCGGGUGAUUCUGACGUGCAGCUGAAGUUGAGAACCACUGCUGUAAAGUCAUAUUUAACAGCGUGCUAGGAUUAUGCACUUCCCUGGGUGCCAGUGCCUUUCCUGCGGUCACCUUGGGAGACCUGAGCUUACAGUGCUGCCUUUGCUUAAGAGUUUUGGAGAAAUCCUGCUUUCGGAAUUACCCUUAGAUCUAAUGUGAGACUCCCCGACAGACUCAGGCUCAAAGGACUGUGUCAAGGGAGCCUGCCUGUUGCGGAAAGGAUUGGGGGCAGUUAUUGCCUGACAAACACGGCUCUUCUUUUUUUUUUUUUCACUCUCGAUUUUGUUACCCACCUUGUUUGUCGGACCUGACCUCAAGUGACUGGCUUUUUGUGGGUGGGGAAGGGUCAUUCUGACUCUUUCGGUGGAUGCUGAGUGGCUGAUAUGUGCUCGGUACUGGGAACGCCACAGAUGACAGGAUAUUGCCUAUGUCAUUAAUAUUCCAGUGGGGGAGACAGUGAGCAAGAAACCAGAUUUGAUAUUCACUGAUUGCAAUUAGUGGCAGGACAGAAAGGAGUGCUGUGACAGAGGGUGACUGCCAGCUUAGAUAGGACGGUCAGCGAGGCCUCUGAGGGCAAGGCAUUAAGCUUGGGCCUGACAAUGAGCAGGAGCCGGAUGGAAGAGCAGACCUGAGUGCCAGAGGCCUGUGGAGGGAAGAGUUCCAUUUCUUCUCAGGACGGGGCGAGUGGGAACAGGUCACCCUGAAUCUCAGAGAUCGGGACAUGGCAAGUUCGGUUCCAUUUGUGCUGACUGUGAGUUUAGGUGAGGACAGAAGCGCUCAUGUUCCACUCAUUGCUCAGGGCCUGGAAAAUAAUAGUUGCUCAGUAAAUGUUUAUUGAACAAAGAAUUGAUUGAGUCAGAAUUUCGCGUGCACAGAGCAGUGAGUCUGGGAGCAGGCGUCUAGGUCUUCACUGUGGCCUCCAACCCCUGCCCUCUUCUCAUCCAUCAGAUGAGACCAGUGGGAGGAAAAGAUCUCAUCAGCAGUUGGUUUGUUUAUAACUAAACUUUGAAUUUUAAGAUAAUUGUAGAUUUGUAUGCCAUUGGAAGAAACAGUACAGAGAUACUGUAUGUAUCUUCACCCAGUUUCCCCCAAUGGCAGCAUCUUACAGAAUUCUAGUCCACUCUCACAGUCAGGAUAGCGACACUGAUACAGUCAGCAUAGGGAACAGGAGAACAUUCCAUCACCACGAAGAUCCUUCAUGUUGUCCUUGUAGCCACUUCCCUCCCCCAGCCACUAAUCUGUCUGCAUUUCUGUAAUUCUCUCAUUUCAAGAAUGUUGUAUACUCGGAAUCAUAGAGUAUGUGACUCUCUGGGUUGGCUUUUUUCACUCAGCAGAAUUCCCUGGAGCUUCAUCCAAAUUGCCAUGUGUAUCCACAGUUGGUUCUUUUUUAUGGCUGAGUAGUGUUCCCUGGUGUGGAUGGAACUCACUUUGGUUAACCCUUCACUUGCCGAAGGACACCUGGGUUGCUUCAAGGUUUUGGCUGUUACAAAUAAAGCUGUUCUGAACGUUCACGUACAGGUUUUCGUGUGAAUAUAAAUGUUCAUUUCUCUGGGAUAAAUACCCAGGAGUACAAUUUCGGGGUCAUAUGGUAGUUGCAUGUUUAGUUUUAAAAGAAGUUGCUGAGCUGUCUUCCAGAGUGGCUGUGCAAUGGUUUAUUUUUGUUUGUUCUUUUAAAUGGCUUAACAAUCGAAGGAAAGACUCUCCUGCAGGACCUCGGGAUACAGUGCACAUGGAGGGCGAGCCGCUGUAAGGGGGAGGCGGGGAGCGAGUGAGGGGAGCCCCCUCCGAGGGCCGUUCCGAAACCCCGAGAUAGCAGAAACCCUGUUUAAACUCAGUCUUUCCAGCCCCCAACAGAAACUAUUUCUACUGCACUAAUUUUAGUGUUGAGCUAGAGGCUUAAUUUUCUAUCUUAAUGUAAAUCCUUAAUUUAAAUUCUGUUUUGAGCUGGCCUAAUCUUUCAGGCCCUGCACCCAGCUCAUCUGUGUGGAGAGAGAGAUUAUGUGUCUGCUGAAGAGCCCCCAGCCUGGUGGUCAGGGCCUCCUGGUGGAGGCGUCCAUCCAAGGGCUUUCCCUUUGUUCUCUUCCUUCACUAAGUUGUGCGUGCGUGUGUGUGUGUGCACACGCCUCUAUGAGUGUGCUGGAAACUGGGCAUGAGCAACAAAUGGGUAUGGCUGGGGGGAGGGGUGCAGAGCAGAGGCAGCGCAGCCAGGAAUCUACACUCAAACUAUCAAGAGGAAGGAAGUAGCAGCGAAAAUAGCCUGGGUGCGGUGGUAGGAAAUAUUAAGGGGAAAAACGAGAUGCCUGGCGUCGGGGUGAAGAAGAGCUCCUAAAAACGCGGGCAUGUGUGGGGAAGGAAUUGUGUGUUGUUGAAACUUCAAAUCCAGAAUGUGAGCAGUGGGCAGGCCGCGCUGGAGGAAGCCGAUCAAGACACAGAACGUUCAGCUUAACAAAGAAAUGACGCUGGCCAGCAACCGGAGCCUGGCAGAAGGAAACCUUUUGUACCAGCCCCAACUGGAUGCUCUGAAAGCACGUUUGACCCAAAAAUACCAGGAACUUCAGGUUCUCUUUGAAGCCUAUCAGAUAAAGAAGACCAAAUUAGAUAAGCAGUCCAGCAGUGCUUCCUUGGAGACCCUGCUAGCACUUCUUCAGGCGGAAGGGGCCAAGAUCGAGGAAGACACCGAGAACAUGGCAGAGAAGUUUCUCGAUGGAGAGCUUCCUCUCGACUCCUUCAUCGAUGUCUACCAGAGCAAGCGGAAACUGGCCCACAUGCGCAGAGUUAAAAUUGAGAAGCUCCAGGAGAUGGUGCUGAAGGGGCAGAGACUUCCGCAGGCCCCAGCUCCAGCCCCGCUGCCCCCCAGGGUGCCCGAACCAGUGCCCGCUGCCCCCCUGCCCUACUCCGCCUCGGAGGCCAGCGGGCCCCCGUCAGUCGUGCCUCGGCGCAUCCCACCCCCACCGCCCCCGGUGCCUGCAGGACGGUCAGCCACGCCAUUUACCGCCGCCUUGGCCUCAGGACAGGCCUUUCCGUACCCAGGAUCACAGUGCCCACCCCUGCCCCCCCGCGUGGGCCUUCCCCCCCCCCAAGGAUUCUCCACACAGUUUGUGUCACCAUACCCGCCACCUCUCCCCCAGAGACCCCCACCCCGGCUGCCUCACCAGCCGGGCUUCAUCCUCCAGUGAGUGGCCCUCGGCCUCCUGGGAGGCUCCCUCACCUGCGCCUGCUGGCCGGGGUUCCGCACACACCGGGGAGGCUUCGAGGACCAGGUGCUCUGCCAAGGGCUCCGGUGCCCUGGGCCGGGAUGUCCAUCUGAUUUUAGAACUGUAGGUCAGUGGUAAGUAGACGUAGAAACCAGUCGUGUACACCCAGGCGGCUGUGUGUGCUGGGCCUCCGCCUGGCAUCCCUGUGGUUGCGCUGGUUUGCGUUCUCGGUAUCAUUUCUAAGUCUCGUAGUGUUGAUGAACUCACGAGUUUGGAGGAAAAAGCCUCCCUCCGUUCCUGUUUAGAAUCGUGGUCCUCCUGUUGCAGCUUUAUCUAGUAAGCAUGGUUCAUCAUUUCUGGUUUGUUUUCAAAAGACAGUUGUGUGUGUCCCAGCCCGCCGCCCGCCGCAGCCCCUGGUACGGGUUGGUUGGGUGGGCUAGCCCGGAAGGUGCUUGCUUAAUCUGUGUGGGGUGGUCGUCAGUCACCCCCUCCUCUCCUGAACGUGGGUGUUUCAAAGCCACACGCAGAGUUUGCACUUGGCCCACUGCCACGGCCUCGCCGGGCGAGUUGCGGCCGGCCCUGAGGAGAUGGCUCCGAGCUGGACUUUGCACAGCAGAUGAUGUUCCGGGCUCUCCUGCUCUCCCUCCGCCUCGAGCCAGCCCUGAGGGUUUCUAUGAAGAAAUACUCCCCCCGUAUUUUUACUACAUGUGUAAUUUUCCUAUUUUUUAUUGGCAAAGAAAACUUUUUUGACACAAGACCAUUCAGGGAAACUAUAAAAAUGCACAUACUGUUCUGAGCAGAGUGAAGUGCACACGAAGUGAAUGCAGUGCCCUUCUUGGAAGUAGUGCCCAGUCGCACCGCGGCCCGUGCUGUGCCUUAGCUUCACCUGGUGCCAGUGAGGGGCGGCCGUGGCUCCCCUGUGGGCCUCAGGACGGGCAGGCGGUGGGGGCUGUUACCAGCUGCUGUUGCCACCACCCUUGGUGGCUCUAGGUUCCACAGGGGCUUUUUUGCAUUGUUUUGUUGCCGCUGGAGGAAGUCUGCCCACCUUGAGCCAGGAUCCUCUUAGCCAGUGUUCUCUGCCCCUGGCUGGCUGGGCCUCAGGACACGAGUGGGGCAGGGAUGCCAGCAGCAUUCAGCUGGGUUUAGAGAAGCCCGCCCCCUGAGAUUAGAGGGCCCCAGCACACUCAGACCUCUGGCAGCACCCCAGGCUCUUCCUUCCCCUCUGGGUUCUCACCCACACGUGCCGAAUUCCCAGGGCUCGUGGGGGUGGGGGGAAGGCCACCCCCCACCUGCUGGCAAAAAAGGGCUGUGUGCUCAUUGGUGAACCCCUGGCCCCAGCCUGUGACCACUCACCCAGCUGGCUGCCACCCGGGUGACAGAAUCAAGGCAGAGCUCAAAUGGCAUCUGUCCCAGCGGGCCACGGGCAAGGCCACCAAACUUUGUACUCAAUUACUGUACAGUUCUCCUGGACUUGAACUCUGUGUCAUAAUUGUCUUUUUAAAAGCUGUACAGGACUCAGUGCCAUGCCAAUCAGGUGGGCCUACCAUGUUCUGUGAAUCUUGAGAGUGCGGUGCCACCACCCGAUACCUCUGCCACGUGCCCCGCUGUCGGGGUGCCCGCAGCCCGCACGGGGCGCAGCCAAACGUGUGAGCUCGAUGUUGACAUGGUGCAGGGGCCUCCAGGCUGGCCUCGCCAUCUCUGCAGGGCCACGUCUGAGCUGUGUUUGUAAAGCUGUAGGACCCUUUUUAAUAAAGAGAGAAUUGUUAACAACA